UGUAACACCUACUAGCAGACGAGAUUCCGUCCACAAUCAGAGAUCGUGCUUGUCAGUGAGGUUUUUAAAGAUUAAAACGGUACCAUUUAUUUUCUUACGCUACUGUAACUUUCCGGAAGACACGUAAGGCAUUUUUUAUUUCAUGUGUUUGACUUCAUCUCACGCGAGAGGCUAAUUUAGAUUGUUUUAGGCUAGUUAAACUAGCCAACGCUUACCGCUGUGCGUCGGCUAAAGCAUUCCUUCCGCUUUCCGUAUUCACUUUUAGGUGCAAUUUCAAAUAAAACAUGACGAGUAUAGCUAGUAAGGUGUUUUGCAGGGUGGAGAAGAUGUGUCACUACCUCCCUGUGGUCCUUAACACGUUCCUGGUUUUCUCCAUAACCGGAGAGGUGAGUUACCUGGUGUCGGUGGAGGCUCCGCUGGAGCCAGACCAGAAGAAGACUCAGUGGUCCUCUCGGUGGAAAUUAAUCCACUUGCUGGCCCAGUAUUUCAUGUUGGGGAACAUCUGCUGGAACGCCCUGCUCUUCAUGAAAACUAGUCCCAGCAUCAAGGGAGUGUUCCUGGGAGGAGAAGUCCUCGGCCAAGGGUGGAGGUACUGUUACACAUGUGAGACGCACACUCCUCCGCGCUGUUCCCACUGCUACGACUGCAAGGUGUGCGUGCUGCGGCGGGAUCACCACUGCGUCUUUUUUGGCCAGUGCGUGGGUUUCCGCAAUUACCGCUACUUCCUGAGCUGCUUGUUUUUCAUGUGGUCGGGGCUCCUGUACGCCACCCUGAUGAACGCAGAGGUCUUCAUUGUCAUCUUGAAGGAGGGUGUGACAGUACACAGCAUCCUGCUGCUGCUCAUACCCUGGAUCAUGCUUGUUUCAGGCCAGGUCUCAGCGCGUGCCUUUGCCUUCGCAUUCAUCGCAGACACAUGCGUGGUGGGUUUCCUGCUGGUGUCUUCCUUCUUCUUCUUCCAUCUCUACCUGCUGUUUCGUGGUCAGACCACCAGGGAGUGGUAUUCCUCCCGCCGACCCUACAGCCUGGGACUCUUUGGCAACCUGCAUCACACACUGGGCCUGCGUUGGUACAUCUGCUGGCUCUGUCCUCUUAUCCCCUCGCCACUGCCAGGAGACGGCAUAAACUUCCAGGUCACAGGAUCGCUGGAGCCCUCGCGGUAACAGGUGCUGAUCGGAGCGGACCGAGUGUCUUUACUUUAAUGGUGGUGGUUAAUGUUAUCGGGAGCAGCAGGGGAACUCAUCUUAGUUCAAGAAGAGGUAGCUUGGAGUGGGAAGAAAGUAGAAUUGUCUGUGGCUGUGUAAUGUAUUGGAGGGUGUAACUCACUGCCAGUGUCUACUCUGUAGAUUCUGUGCUGAGACAAAGAAAUUAAGGGUGUUCUUUUGGUGGUACAUUGAUCUUAAAUGGUAAUCCGUACACUCAGCAAGGCUGGCCUCAGAAAAUGAACACAGAAACUCAAUGUGUUCAUCUUGCAAGCGAGCACUGAUAAUACAUGUUUAAAAAUAGCACUGAAAUAAGAAUGUAUUUUGACUGAACAACGUUCAGUUUUAAUCCUUGUUGAGAAGCACUCACAAUCUCUGACAGUGACGCCUCGUGGGAGUGUUGAUAAUAGCUGCUUUCUUGGGUUUUCCCUACGCUGAGGCUGCCUAAAUCCGAACGUUACACAAGUGUGGCUUACGCAGUUCCUGAUUACUCCACUGGACUGUAAAAUGCACAAUAAUUUGCCUCUAUUUUGCUGUUGCUCUGAGGAUGCUCCUGAGUUUAUUAAACUGACCUUUUUAAUUGGAUUCUGCUGUGGCAGGUGGAACAGUGGGAGACACAAAGGAGCAGUCUUAAUGUCUUCAGCACAACAUUAAUUUGAAAUGAAUAAAAAUAAACACUGAAAUGGUGUGGAAAAAAGUGCAAUUUAUGACAGUUUACGUUUAGUGAAUUCAGUAUUUAAAAUGUACAUGCUUAUGAUUUGUGAACAGUUUUGCCUCCAUGUUUGAUAUUUCAUUAAGCAGCGUCCUCAUUCUGUACCCUAUACGUUACAUACUGUAUAGAAAUCUUUAGAGCAUCCUGUUUUUGCCUAUAAUUAACCAGUUUUUGCAUAUAAACACAUUCAAACUGUUAUAAUUGAUGACUAUAGAGUCUUUCUUUUUUCACGAGGUAUCCCUGUAACUGUUUACCUGUCUUGAGUGUACUUCAUCCUGUCAAGUGCUUCAGUUCAAAAUAAUAUGGAAGAAUGCGAACAUGUCAGUUUUAAUUGAUGCCAAAUGAAUUUCCUUUACCUCCAUGUAUUUUACUCCUUGGCAGCUUUUAUUUUUCUUAUUUUAAUUCUUCUGGCCUAAGUGUAUUGGAAAAAUUACAAGCCUUUUUUGUUUGUUUGUACUGGUCACUAAAUUUUAUAUUAUUAUUCUUUACAACUGUUGUUAGUUCCAUGCCAAAAGAUAUCAUUUUGUUUGGUUGAUUAUUGGGUGUUUUGCCUUUUAAAGGUGUUUGCUUGAAGGGAUAUACCACUGAGAAAUGUUUAAUUUUAAUAUUAUUCUAUUUUUGUUAAAGUUGUUGUGCUGAAAUAA
Molecule: messenger RNA, 2555 nt
Organism: Haplochromis burtoni (Burton's mouthbrooder)
Lineage: Eukaryota; Metazoa; Chordata; Actinopteri; Cichliformes; Cichlidae
Gene: zdhhc24
Product: zinc finger DHHC-type containing 24
Exons: 3
Coding region: 285-1160 (291 amino acids)
Biological process (GO): peptidyl-L-cysteine S-palmitoylation; protein targeting to membrane
Cellular component (GO): Golgi apparatus; endoplasmic reticulum
Molecular function (GO): protein-cysteine S-palmitoyltransferase activity
Source: RefSeq, a predicted model, not a curated record